This is a messenger RNA of Spirometra erinaceieuropaei, 444 nucleotides long. The record is from the annotation of a GenBank genome assembly. NCBI's taxonomy places the organism in Eukaryota, Metazoa, Platyhelminthes, Cestoda, Diphyllobothriidea, Diphyllobothriidae.
AUGUGUCUUCCCAGUCAGGAGGGUACUGUCGUCGGCUCUGAGGAGAGGAGCAGUGCCUCUGGUUGGCGGGUCGUAAACAGCUUUUAUCGCGGAGAAGAAGUUCUUCCACUCGUUGCGGUCCGCGUAGCCUUGGAUCUCCCCAGCCUUGCGAGCCGUCCAGGUGUCCUGCAUCUCACGCAGUCGCAGUUGAAGCAGGCGGCGACAACGACAGAAUGCAGCUUUGUUGUCCUCAGUGGGGUGGUCGACGCAUGCUUUGUGAAGGCGGUUCUUCUCGGCGAGAAUGUUUCUGAUGGUGGCGUUGUUGUCGUCGAAACAGUCUUGGUGCUGGCGGCGUGCGCGACCGAGGACGGUCAGCGCCGUCGUCUCGACUGUGUCCCGCAGUUGACAUCAUCGGUUCUCCACAUAGCCGAACCUGCAGUAGACAAGCCCCACCCUGACCCCUAA